AUGGCUGGAGGAUUUGAGAAGUCGGUAAAGGGGGCCACCAAGCUCAAGCUUGCGGCUCCUAAAUCCAAAUACAUCGAACAUAUUCUAGUGGCGACCCAUACCGGCGAGGCAGGAGUCGCGGAGGUAUUCCGGUCACUCCAGCUUCGACUCCGAGACUCGGCGUGGACCAUUGUUUUCAAGGCGCUUAUCGUUCUUCAUCUUAUGAUCCGUGAGGGCCAGCUCGAUGCUGCGCUAGGAUACUUGGCCGAUAACCCGAGAAAAAUCGCCCCCAGCAACUUCUCUGAAGCUCAAUCGCAGGGGAAUAACAUCCGACGAUAUGCCGAGUACCUUAUCACGCGCGCCAAGGCGUUUGAUGCUUCCAAGACUGACCAUGUGCGAAGCGGACCGGGACGGUUGAAGAGAAUAGGCGUGGAGAAAGGUCUCUUGAGGGAGACUGAAAUUGUACAGAAACAGAUUCGUGUGUUACUGCGGUGUGAUUUAUUGUCGGAUGAGCCUGAGAACGAGAUCAGUCUGACUGCGUUCCGUCUCCUCACGCUCGAUCUGUUGACUCUAUAUUCAGUCAUGAACGAGGGCACUAUCAAUGUUUUGGAGCACUACUUUGAGAUGUCGCGGCCGGAUAGUAUACGCGCCCUGGCAAUCUAUAAGACGUUCACAAAACAAACAGAAGAAGUGGUUCAGUUUUUGGGAGUGGCAAGACAUUUCCAAUCUGCCACCCGCCUAGAAAUCCCGAAGCUCAAGCAUGCCUCUACGGACCUGGCACGUCUUCUUGAGGAUGAUCUCAACGACCCUGACUUUGAUCUUCGCCGACGCGAAUACUUGGCUAAGAAAGGUGUACGCGCUCCACCAGGUACUGAAUCCAGUGGGACUGCCGAUGUAUCAAAGCCAAUACCAACCCCGCCGUUUUCGAACCAACCGAAGCAGGCCGAACAACCGAAGCCAGUACCCGUGGACUUGAUAGACUUCUUUGAUUCAAUUGAGCAGAACCAGCAGCCAAUGGUUCAACAGACCCAAAUGCAGUAUCAACAAACAGGCUUCCAACAACAGACGCCGCAGCAAGCCUUCUAUCCCCAGCAAACCGGUUUCCAACAGCAACCCCAGGCGAUUCAGCAACCUCAGGCGAUUCAGCAACCUCAGGCGAUUCAGCAGCCUCAAGCGAUUCAGCAGCAGCCCCUGGCAACCGGAUAUGGCCAACCGGCGCAAUACGGUGCGCCUUAUCAAGUACAGAAUCCCAACAAUCCUUUUGGUCAGCAGCAGCAGCAGCAGCAGCAGCAGCAACAACAACAACAACCACAGCCGCCGCAGCUACAGCCGCUUCAAGCUAUGCCAACCGGUGCUGGAUUUGGAGGAUACUCAGCGCAGCCCCAGUCAUAUGGUUUCCAAUCACAUUUGGUUCCAAUUCCGCAGGAAAAUGUUCCCGCCUUCCCUCAACAGCAACAACAAGGACUCCAGCCCUUGCAGCCUCAGCACACAAAUCCAUUCCGCCAGUCGGCGAUGCUUAAUUCCUCCACGGCGGCUCAGCCGGCCGCCACUCCACUCUCGCGACAGAACACGAACCCGUUCGCCAGACGACUUUCUAGCGCAAACCAGCAAUAUAAUACUUCAAACGAGCAACUCCAGCCCGUGCAACCCCCACAAGCGCAACCGAUCCAACCCCAGCGUACGGGAACCAAUCCUUUUGCGCGUAGCUCUCCUGCUCCGCAGUCAGGCCUUCAACCUCCAGCAGCUGCCCCCUUGCGACCUAACCUUACUGGCAGCACCAACCCGUUCCGACAGAGCCAGUUUAUCAACCAGCAAACCGGACAAGGUUGGCAAAACAGUGGGCAGAGUGGUACAAUGGGCGGAUUAGAACAACUGGAAACCGUGCCAAUCUUCCCGCGACCUGGCAUGACCUAA
Penicillium paradoxum is the source of this 1893-nucleotide messenger RNA. Its product is annotated as ENTH domain protein. Gene Ontology annotation, cellular component: clathrin-coated pit; clathrin-coated vesicle. The coding region runs from base 1 to 1893 and encodes 630 amino acids. Gene Ontology annotation, molecular function: 1-phosphatidylinositol binding; clathrin heavy chain binding; SNARE binding. NCBI's taxonomy places the organism in Eukaryota, Fungi, Ascomycota, Eurotiomycetes, Eurotiales, Aspergillaceae. The record is from RefSeq and is a predicted model, not a curated record. Gene Ontology annotation, biological process: clathrin coat assembly; vesicle budding from membrane; clathrin-dependent endocytosis. The transcript has 5 exons.